AUGUCUGACUUAGGUAGAAAAAACGUUUCUGAUAAAGUUAACGAAGCUGUUCAACCAGAUUCCGAAAAAUCUGCUUUAGAUAAAACUAAGGAACAAGUUACUGAUAAACUUGAUAAAGUCGCUGCUAAAGGUACCCCAGAAGACCAAAAAUCAUUUGCCCAAACCAUCAGUGAUAACAUCCAAACUGGCCAUGAUGACGCCAAAAAAAAGAUUGGUGAUGAUGAAUCUACCUUAGCUGACACUGCUUCCCAAUACGUGGAUGCCGCUAAAGAACAAAUUGGUAACGCUGCUCAAUACGUUUCCGGUGUUGUUACCGGUGCUAAAGAAGGUGCUUCUGAAGCUGCU
Messenger RNA from Hyphopichia burtonii NRRL Y-1933, 345 nucleotides. Its product is annotated as lipid-binding protein. The annotation marks the transcript as partial. The record is from RefSeq and is a predicted model, not a curated record. Lineage: Eukaryota; Fungi; Ascomycota; Pichiomycetes; Serinales; Debaryomycetaceae. The transcript has a single exon.